AUGAAGGUCUACAUUUGUGUCUUGCUAUUGGCUGCAAUGGUUUUAGCCGAACCACCUCGGUACAGGCAAACUAAAUACAGAUUCGCAAGAGGAGAACUCGAAGAUUCUGAUUCAGGAAACGAAGACAAAGCGAAGGCUGAAGAAGCUCCAUACCCAGCAGCUGGUUAUAGACCUUCUAAAGAAUUUAAGUUACCAUCUCGGCAGGAAGUUGCUCCCCCAUCUACUUCUUAUGGUGUUCCUGAUGACAGCUAUGGAGCUCCAUUUAGAAUCGAGACUCGUCCUGAAAUUGAAUAUGGAGUACCACGCAGAAACGAAAUUAUGACAAAAAGAGGAGAAGAAAAUGAAGGCGAAGGCAAGGAUGGCGAGGAAAGCGAAAAGGGAAGUGAGAAUGGAAAUUCGGAAAAGAAUGAAGAUUCUGAAGGUGAAGGUGAAAGUGAAGUAGAAGAACUCAAAGGUGAAGGAAAGAAAAACGGUGAAGAAGGAGAAAAGAAAGGUGAAGGUGAAACGAAAGGAAAAUAUGAGGAAGAGCCUAAAGAUAACGAUGUGGUGAGUGAACAGGGCGCAUACUAUGUCCUUCUGCCUGGCUCUCAGUUGCAGAGAGUGCAAUACAAUACACAGAAUGAUCUAAAUAAGAUGGCAUACACUGCUCGUCUACAGUACAAAGAUGAAGAUCGUGCGCCACUGUUUAUCUACACUGCAGUUCCUGAUUACACGGUACCUCUGGCCCCUUACCAAUACCCAACCUCCGCAGCCUACUUCCAACUAUAUUAAACCUGUCGAAACCGUCAAAAACGUAGUGCCUAUUUUGUGACAAGUUCAUGCAAUUUAGAUUU
Achroia grisella is the source of this 833-nucleotide messenger RNA. RefSeq lists its product as uncharacterized. The coding region runs from base 1 to 771 and encodes 256 amino acids. The record is from RefSeq and is a predicted model, not a curated record. The transcript has a single exon. Lineage: Eukaryota; Metazoa; Arthropoda; Insecta; Lepidoptera; Pyralidae.